AUGGUUGGCUACACAUGGAGUGAUGGCGUUGUGUUGGUGGAUCCAGAAUACCUAAAAGAACGUAAAGUUUUCGUCACGCUGACCUGCGCCUUCCGCUACGGCCGCGAGGACCUGGACGUGCUGGGCCUGACCUUCCGGAAGGACCUCUUUGUGGCCAACGUCCAGGCCUUCCCUCCAGUCCCGGAAGAGAAGAAGCCUCUGACGCGGCUCCAGGAACGGCUGAUUAAGAAGCUGGGAGAGCAGGCGUACCCCUUUACCUUCGAGAUCCCUCCUAACCUUCCCUGUUCGGUGACGUUGCAGCCGGGACCUGAAGAUACAGGAAAGUCACAAUGGGUUGUGCCAAAGAAUAUGGAACAUAAUCCAGGAUUCUACCAUGGAAAAGAAUCCCUACACAAUGUGUCCCAGAGAGACGUGGAACUUUUUGGCGUGAGUUUUGAAGGCUUCCAGAAGAUGCAGGAGUAA
Molecule: messenger RNA, 462 nt
Organism: Anolis sagrei ordinatus
Lineage: Eukaryota; Metazoa; Chordata; Lepidosauria; Squamata; Anolidae
Source: RefSeq, a predicted model, not a curated record